AUGGCUACCCGAGCGAAGAGGAAGGCCUCAUAUCCGGCUGACGCCCGGCCCCAGAAACAACACCGCUCCUGGAACGGCAAGGUUUCCGCCGGCGACAACACUCCCGACGGCGAGGUCGACAACAACCAUACCUACGGCCCUGAUUCAGAUUCCGAGAUGGACACAGCAAACCCUUCACAAAUCUCCGCCAUGCUCGAGCUACCCCACGAUUCCCUCGAAUGGCAAGAGACCAUCGAAAGGGUAGUGCCCACCGUCGUUUCCAUCCGGUUUUGCCAGCCAUGCUCCUUUGACACGGAGUUUGCUGACACUAGCGAAGCCACGGGCUUCGUUGUCGACGCCGAACGAGGAUAUAUUCUAACGAAUCGACACGUCGUCAACGCCGGUCCUUUCUGGGGAUAUUGCGUGUUCGACAACCACGAAGAGGUUGAUGCCUACCCCGUGUACCGAGACCCCGUUCACGAUUUUGGUAUCCUGCGGUUCGAUCCCAAAGCUAUCAAGUAUAUGCCUGUGACGGCUCUACAGAUUCGUCCAGAUCUGGCAAAGGUCGGAAUCGAGAUCCGUGUGGUUGGUAACGAUGCGGGAGAAAAACUUUGCAUCCUUUCCGGUGUAAUUAGUCGACUGGACCGAAAUGCCCCCGAUUACCAGGAAGGAUACAGUGACUUCAACACGUGCUACUACCAAGCAAACGCCGCCGCGACGGGCGGUAGUUCCGGCAGUCCCGUCGUCAACAUCGAUGGCCAUGCCAUCGCCAUUCAGGCUGGCGGCCGUACCGACGGCGCCUCCACCGACUACUUCCUACCCUCGACCGAGCCGCCCGAGCCCUGCGCUGCAUCCAAGAAGGCAAGCCCGUCGACCGGGGCACCAUACAAUGCCAGUUCCUUCUCAAGCCCUUUGACGAGUGCCGCCGCCUCGCGUACUCGCCGCCGAGAUUGUGUUGCCGGAAGGCCCUCGGACAAUAAGAUUGAGGAGGGCGAUGUCCUCAUCAAGGUCAAUGGCGAGCUUCUUACCCAGUUCAUCCGCCUCGACGAGAUACUAGACGACAACGUGGGCCAGAUGAUUCAGCUUCUCCUCCAGCGAGGAGGUGAGGACGUCGAGGUCGAGAUUGAGGUCGGCGAUCUUCACAAGAUCACCCCCGACCGCUUCCUCACCGUGGCGGGAGCUCAAUUCCACGAUCUUUCCUACCAGCAAGCGCGCAUGUACGCUGUUGCCUGCAAGGGUGUCUACGUCUGUGACGCGACGGGCUCCUUCCGGUUCAAUGGUGCGGAGAAUGGCUGGAUCAUCGAAUCGGUUGACCACAAGAAAACGCCCAACCUGGACGCCUUCAUCGAGGUCAUGAAAGCCAUCCCUGACCGCGCCCGCAUAGUCGUCACGUACAAGCAUCUCCGCGAUCUCCAUACCCUGAAUACCUCCGUCAUCUACAUCGACAGGCAUUGGUCUUCCAAGAUGAAGAUGGCGGUGCGCAAUGACCAGACAGGACUGUGGGACUUUGAGGAGGUUGGCAAAGCCCUCCCCCGCGCCCCCGUCACGCGUUCGGCUUCCUUUAUCCAACUCGAGCACACCUCCCACCCCGCCGUUGCCGAUCUCGUGCGAAGCUUCGUGCAUGUCAACUGCAACAUGCCCCUAAAACUAGACGGCUUCCCAAAGAAUCGUAAAUGGGGCAUGGGACUGGUGAUUGACGCCGAAAAGGGCCUUGUCAUCAUCUCGAGAGCCGUCGUUCCCUACGACCUCUGUGACAUCACCAUCACCAUUGCCGAUUCUAUCGUCAUGGACGGCAAGGUAGUCUUCAUGCACCCGCUCCAAAACUACGCGGUCGUCCAGUACGACCCUAAGCUCGUCGACGCGCCCGUGCAGAGCGCGAGGCUAGGGAACGGCGAGCUCGCGCAAGGCGCCGCCACACACUUUAUCGGCUACAACCGUAUCGGACGCAUCGUACACGCCGCCACCACCGUUACCGAGAUUACCGCCGUGGCCAUCCCCGCCAACUCGGGUGCGCCCCGAUACCGCGCUGUCAACGUCGACGCCAUCACCGUGGAUACCAACCUCGCUGCCCAGUGCGGGAGCGGCGUCCUCGUAGGGACGGACGGAACCGUCCAGGCCCUCUGGCUUACCUACCUCGGCGAGCACAACUCGUGUGCGUCCCGUGACGAGGAGUACCACCUCGGCCUCGCCACGCCCACGCUACUACCCGUCGUUUCCCAAAUUCAGCAGGGCAUCGUGCCGAAGCUCCGGAUGCUCUCGGUAGAGUUCCGCGCGAUUCACAUGGCGCAGGCGCGCGUCAUGGGCGUGUCGGAAGAAUGGAUCAAGAAGGUUUCCGAGGCCAACAAGUCUCACCACCAGCUCUUCAUGGUUAGCAAGCGGACGUUUGAGCGCGGUCCCGCAGGCCGCAGCGCCCUGCUCGAAGGCGAUAUUCUCCUGACCCUGAACGGGAAAAUCAUCACCAAGGUAUCGGAGCUUGAUGUCAUGUACUCCCAUGAGGUCUUGGACGCCGUCAUCGUGCGCAACUGCGACGAGAUCCAAAUGAAGGCCAACACUGUACUCGCCGACGAUGUGGAGACGGACCACGCCAUCUGGUUCUGCGGUGCCAUCCUGCAUCGCCCCCACCAUGCCGUGCGGCAGCAAAUCAGCAAGCUUCCCAGCGAAGUCUACGUUUCCGCGAGAACCCGCGGCUCGCCCGCAUACCAAUACGGACUCGCUCCCACGAAUUUCAUCACCCAUGUCAACGGAAAACCCACAAAGGAUCUCGAUACCUUCCUCGCUACGAUUCGGGAGAUUCCUGACAAUACUUACUUCCGACUCAAGGCUGUUACCUUUGACUGCGUGCCGUGGGUAGUGACGAUGAAGAAGAACGACCAUUACUUCCCCACGGUUGACUGGAUCAAGGAUGCCAGCGACCCUUGCGGUUGGAGACGAGUCACUUAUGAGUCUGGGCAAGUCAUUCAGGGAGAUGCCGUAGACGGGGUUGAUCCCGACCCGGCGAAUGCCGAGGUCGAUGCUGCCAGUGCGGAAGCGUAA
Molecule: messenger RNA, 3012 nt
Organism: Parascedosporium putredinis
Lineage: Eukaryota; Fungi; Ascomycota; Sordariomycetes; Microascales; Microascaceae
Source: the annotation of a GenBank genome assembly